Messenger RNA from Aureobasidium uvarum, 1128 nucleotides. Lineage: Eukaryota; Fungi; Ascomycota; Dothideomycetes; Dothideales; Saccotheciaceae. The record is from the annotation of a GenBank genome assembly.
AUGGUCGCCGAAACAAAGCUAUACGAUUCGCUAAGCAUCGCGCCUACCGCGACACCCGACGAGAUCAAGAAAGCCUACCGCAAAGCCGCCCUGAAAUACCACCCCGACAAGAACAAAGACAACCCUCAGGCCUCGGAAAAGUUCAAGGAGGUCUCGCAAGCCUACGAAAUCCUCUCCGAUGCCGACAAGCGCAAGACCUAUGACCAAUUCGGUCUCGAGCUUCGGAGGCUUCCUGGAGCAGCAGGAGGGCCAGGCGGUGCAAAGUUCCACUUCUCGACGAGUGGUGGUGGCGGCAUGCCUGGUGGCUUCUCCUUCAGCAACCCCGAGAGCAUCUUUUCUGAGUUUCUCAGAGGUGGUGCUGGAGGUAUGGGAGGUGGUGGCAUGGGAGGAGACGAAGACGACUUCUUUUCAUCCUUCGGCAGUGCUGGUGGCAUGCCCGGCGGCUUUGGAGGCUCGUUUGGUGGACGCCCCGGCGCAGGCGCUCGUGCCCGUCCUAGCAUGAAUGGCGGCAUGCCCAGACGUCAACAAACACCCGAAGUUACCGUUGUCGAAAAGCCACUGCCCGUCUCCCUCGAAGAUCUGUUCACUGGCUGCACCAAGAAGAUGAAGAUUAAGAGAAAGACAUUCGACGAGCAGACCGGCAAGCAGUCGGUACAAGACCGCAUCCUCGAGGUUCCAAUCAAGAAGGGCCUCAAGCCCGGCAGCAAGAUCAAGUUUGCUGGAGUGGGAGACCAGGUCGAGGGAGGAGUUCAAGAUCUGCACUUUAUCCUUGAAGAGGUAAGAACGUACCAUUCACAAUUCAGACAUCAUGCUUGUACUAACAUUCAUCGCAGNAAAGAACACCCUCUGUACAAACGCGAAGGCGACGACAUCAUCCACAACGUCGAAAUCUCCCUGAAAGAAGCCUUGACCGGCUGGUCCAGAACCGUAAAGACCAUUGAUGGCAAGCAGAUAGGCGUCAGCUCUGGUGGCCCUACACCACCAACCUACAGAGAUCGCUACCCCAACCUAGGCAUGCCCAAGAGCAAGACGCCAGAUCAACGAGGCGACUUUAUUGUCGGCGUCAAGAUCCAAUUCCCUACAAGUCUGACACCCGCACAGAAGAACCAGCUCAAGGAGAUUCUGUGA